This is a messenger RNA of Octopus sinensis (East Asian common octopus), 1128 nucleotides long. RefSeq names its product LHFPL tetraspan subfamily member 3 protein. The record is from RefSeq and is a predicted model, not a curated record. Gene Ontology annotation, biological process: sensory perception of sound. The transcript has 4 exons. NCBI's taxonomy places the organism in Eukaryota, Metazoa, Mollusca, Cephalopoda, Octopoda, Octopodidae. Gene Ontology annotation, cellular component: plasma membrane. Bases 262 to 1032 code for a protein of 256 amino acids.
ACACACACACACACACUCGUAACGGCUGCUUUACCUGUCCAACAGGUUUGUCCGCCUCCACAGCCUUUAGCUCUACCUGUCCAACCAGUAUGAGUGUGUCAUUGGAUGUAGAUAGUGAGAGCCACUUUUGGAUCAAACAACCAUUGAAACCACUGUUCACUUUGGGACAAAUGCAGCUCAGAAUUUUUGUUAAUUAAAACCGAACGGCUUCCAAGGAGAAGACCUAACCCCAAUCAUCUUUACAAAAGAAACCAAAGCAAGAUGGAGGUCCAAUACUACAGCGAUAUCACCCGAGUAUAUCACACAAACUACGUGAGAAACUCGCGUGCUAUCGCUGUGUUGUGGGGCAUUUUUACAAUCUGCUUCACACUGUUAAAUAUUGUCGUCUUCAUUCAACCUCAAUGGUUUGGUGAUACAAUGAACUCGCCGGAUAUAGGUUUCUUCGGACUGUAUGAAUACUGCGAAAGAACUGCCGGAUCUACCGAUUUCCGAUGUAUUGGGGAAUUUACUAAUAUGGAGUCUAUACUGAAUGCUUCAUUUAAGGCGGCCGGAUUCUUCGUUGGUUUCUCAGCUCUGUUGUUUAUUAUUUGCGUACUUUGCUUGUUACUGUUCUUCUUCCUAAAUACUGCAACAGUCCUCAAGAUAUGUGGAUGGAUACAAACAUUAUCGGCCAUUUCUAUGUUCCUUGGCUGCGUAGUUUACCCCAAUGGAUGGGACAAUGAAACGGUUCGCCGGAUCUGUGGUGUAGGGGCUACAAAAUACUACCUAGAUCGAUGCACAAUCAGAUGGGCAUAUAUACUCGCCAUUAUUCUCAUCUUCGACGCCAUUAUUUUAGCUGUCUUAGCUUUUGUGUUGGCGGCCAAACAAGCCAGGGUGUUGCCGGAAAUUUACCACAAGAACCCACAUCAACAGGAUACCAUCUCGAAAAUUAUGUCAGAGCAGGAGCACGACGGCUUCUCGGAAUAUUCUCACAGGUCGGAGAAAUCCAAGAGAUCAUUGCACAGUUCCAGGCCCGAUCCUUACCAUAUGUGAAACAAAUAAUGGACUCUCAAUUCUACCGAUGGAAAAUGGUUUUUUUUCUUUUUUGGUUUGAUUUCCAGCAGAAUCUUCAUAAAGUUAAGAACUAUA